AUCUUCGAAAUGUCGAAUGGAAACGAGAAGAAAAGUUCAACGCACGAUCUACACGUGCACGUGGUUCCAUCGGUCGAUGCGUCAGUGUACGUGGGCGGCGCGGCCGAAGCUCCCCGGUACUAAAAUGGGUACACACGGUGUAGUAGUAUCAGUCUGGCGUGGCAUGGCAUGCAGUCAUGGUGGCGAUCUCAAACUAAAGUCAAACGCCUAACCAGGCAUAGACAAGGGCCGGUCAGGUGAGGUGAAGCUCAGAAGCUUAAUUCUCGAAUCUCCUGUUUUCAUUUAUCAAACGGAUAUGUGCGACAGCUGAGUAACAUAACAGACAGCUGAGACCUAGUAAUGCUGUAGGCAGCUAUCCUGCUGAUCGCUGAUACCGUAGUUUAUAGUAUAGAUGAGAUGAACUCUCGGGAUGUCCUUCAAUUCUUCCCUGCAAUCUGGCAGGAUCUGUUGACAAGUGAACAGCCAGAUUUCAACAGCUGUAGUGCAGAGGGAAUGGAGAGGUUGCUUCAGAAGAUGGGAGGCAGUUUCCAUGGUGACAGAACAUUAUUUCCCUCGACCGGCUCUUCUCGCAUUCAGAAGACGCCUGAUUGGUUUGGGCUGUUGAGUACAUUGGUAGCUAAAGACGAUAGGAUGAAGGAUGGUUUAUCAUCAUCUGAAGGGUCCGCCAGAUUCUUUCAGCUAUCAGUCCAUCUUCAGCGAACCCUCUUAGCCGUUAUCUCUCAUCAUGCAGCAGAAAUGCCACUUCCUCUUCUUCAAAAAUUAAUGCGGUGCAUACUGGAUGACCAGCCCAAAGACCACUGGAUGAUGUUCCAUCUACAUGAACUACAGAACCACAUUGCAACUUGCCUUCCCAACAGUCAGAGUCAAAGGUCAAAGGUCACACCAGUUUCCACAGGUUUUUUGACACAGCAGUCCAAAGGAUUGUUCAGGAAAGUUUGUGAGUCGGUUGCUGCGACGGAGAAUCGUCAGGGUAAGCCAACUGUUAGUAGUGAAAAUGUAGGAAACCCAUCAUGUACAGUUCAGGCAUCAAAUGGAUUCCAGAGUUUUGUGGAAUAUUUCAGAGAGAGUCAACGAGCAAUUGAGAUUCAAACCAAAGUCAAGGACAAGUUGAUGGAUUGGGAUUUCCCACAAGGGACUUCUAGACCUGAAGAUUCUUUUCAUCAGAACCCAGUUAAACAUGCAUUUGACAAUCAAGACCAGUCUGAAUUGAUCCUGCAAAAGCCAAAGAGGAUGAAGCAAGGUAGUGAUGAUGAGGGUAUUGUUCAACCUCCCCCUGUACUUGAUGAUCAAGCCCUUGAUAGGCUUGUGGAAGAAUCUGAAAAUGAAGAGGGAGGGAAGGAGCAUUGUAUGAAGAGCAGCAAUGGAAGCGGCCAUGUUGAUGAUGUCAUCAAAGCAGAGGAGGAAACUUUGGUUGCAGGUGAUGUUAUUGAAAGAGACCAUUUCAUUGAGGAGUUGAAAUCUGACAUUAAGAUGAAGAUAGAUGCAUUGAAGUCUGCCUGGCACAGUAUAGGAUGUACAGGAAAUACAGAAGUAUGUAAUGAAGCGAUCAGGUUCAUGAGUACCUGUACCUCAGAUCAGUUAUCAAAGCUGUGUUUCUACCUUGAUGUGACGACCAUUGAUGUAUCUACACUACCUGCUGUAUGUCAAAGCAUUACUCCAAUGGCGGAUCUGUUCAGUUACACAGCCACAGGAAUUCUUGCAAAGAAUCUUUUCUUAGACAAGAUGACAUCUUUGACCCAAAGGCCACCCAGAGCUUUGAAUUCUGCCCUCGUAUGUUUCACCCAAGCCUUUCCUAAACCAGCCAUAGAGGGAGCCCUAGCACCAUGUAUCCAAUCUGAUGCAUCAUCCAUCCAGUUUGACCUUGUGUCCAAAGUGGCUAAAGAGGCUUUGACCAAUGACCACAAAGUGUUUCUAGUCAGGAGUUUGCUUGGGUCUCCAGGUUUGGUAUGGUCAGAGGAGGUCACUGGUUUUGUCCAAAAUAUGUUGGACAUGAAGUUGGAUAUGGAUUCAUCCCUCCUUGGUCUGUUGUGUACAUCUCUAGGGCAGAAUGGAAUAACCCAGUCUAAAUGUAAGAAGUUUGCCAAGCUACUUCUGGCUGUCAUCAACAAGUAUAGUAAACAGAUAACCCCUGAUCAUGUGACUCACUUGCAGAGGUCAGUAGAGGUCAACCAGACGUUCCUCAAGAAAGCAUGUCAAGGGGCGUUGAAGAAGAUCAAGAACUGAUAACAAAGCAGCUGAGAAGACCUUUGAUAAGUCAGUUUCUACAGGAGUAUAUUGAGUAUGGUGUGGAAUAAAUUGGAGUUUGGUUGAAGCAAGCACCAGUCAUAACACCCUACAGUACUUGGGAGGAAAUGUGUUCCGUAGGUAAUUUUGAUUAAGGGGCUGAAUAUUGAUGCUGGUGUUAGGACAAAAUAAACACCAGUCACAAUGCUAUACUUGAAGCACCAUUGGUGUUGAGGCAAAAUAAACACCAGCUAUAAUACCUUAUUUGAACUGAGGAUGGUGUAUAAUCACCAGCCGCAACAUCCGGCUUGAAUUGUUUGUUCGUAUUAGGUUAAAA
Molecule: messenger RNA, 2560 nt
Organism: Lytechinus variegatus (green sea urchin)
Lineage: Eukaryota; Metazoa; Echinodermata; Echinoidea; Temnopleuroida; Toxopneustidae
Product: Fanconi anemia group E protein-like
Exons: 9
Coding region: 397-2223 (608 amino acids)
Biological process (GO): interstrand cross-link repair
Cellular component (GO): Fanconi anaemia nuclear complex
Source: RefSeq, a predicted model, not a curated record